This is a messenger RNA of Cadophora gregata, 1566 nucleotides long. RefSeq lists its product as uncharacterized. NCBI's taxonomy places the organism in Eukaryota, Fungi, Ascomycota, Leotiomycetes, Helotiales, Ploettnerulaceae. Bases 1 to 1566 code for a protein of 521 amino acids. The transcript is spliced from 5 exons. Gene Ontology annotation, biological process: glucose catabolic process. The record is from RefSeq and is a predicted model, not a curated record. Gene Ontology annotation, cellular component: cytoplasm. Gene Ontology annotation, molecular function: manganese ion binding.
AUGGUCAAGGUUGAGAAUAAAGCGGUGCUGAUUGUCAUUGAUGGUUGGGGAAUCCCCAGCGAGUCAUCGCCGAAGGAUGGAGACGCAAUUGCGGCCGCCGAGACCCCGGUGAUGGAUGCUUUCGCGAAGAACGCAGACGGCUACACCGAGCUUGAGGCUUCCUCCCUGGCCGUUGGACUUCCUGAGGGUUUGAUGGGAAAUUCCGAGGUCGGCCAUCUGAACAUUGGUGCUGGACGUGUGGUGUGGCAAGAUGUGGUCCGAAUCGAUCAAACCAUCAAAAACAACGAGUUGAACAAGAACGACGUUAUCAUGAAGACUUUCAAUGCGGCUAAAAAUGGCACUGGACGUCUGCACUUGGCUGGUUUGAUUUCCGACGGCGGUGUUCACUCCAAACAAGACCAUCUCUAUGCGCUCUUGAAGCUUGCGAAAGAAGUCGGAAUCCCUCACGUAUUCAUCCACUUUUUUGGCGAUGGACGAGACACCGACCCAAAGUCUGGUGCAGGAUUUAUGCAAGGACUGUUGGACAAGAUCGAGGAGAUUGGAAUUGGUGAAAUCGCCUCUGUGGUUGGCAGAUACUAUGCCAUGGACCGCGAUAAGCGUUGGGAGCGAAUUGAGGUUGGCCUUAACGCCUUGUGCGUUGGUGAUGGCGAGGAGAGCACAGAUCCCGUCAAGACGAUCAAGGAGAGGUAUGAGAAAGGGGAGAAUGACGAGUUCUUGAAGCCCAUCAUUGUUGGCGGCAAGGGGGCCCGUAUCAAGGAUGGCGAUGAGGUGUUCUUCUUCAACUACCGAUCUGACCGUGUCCGCGAGAUCACUCAAUUGCUCGGAGAUUUUGAUCGUUCCCCAUUGGAGGACUUCCCAUACCCAAAGAACAUCAACCUCACGACAAUGACACAAUACAAGCUCGACUACCCCUUCACGAUCGCUUUCAAGCCCCAGCACAUGGGUAACGUUCUUGCCGAGACCUUGGGUACCCAAGGCGUUAAGCAGGUUCACGUUGCUGAAACCGAAAAGUACGCCCACGUCACGUUCUUCUUCAACGGCGGCGUUGAGAAGGUGUUCCCACUUGAGGAGAGAGACGAAUCUCAAGAUCUCGUCCCAUCUAAUAAGAGCGUUGCUACUUAUGACUUGGCCCCAGAGAUGAGCGCUGCGGGUGUUGCUAAGCAAAUGAGCAAGCGGAUAAAGGAGGGCAAGUUCGAAUUCAUCAUGAACAACUUUGCUCCGCCUGACAUGGUUGGUCACACUGGUGUCUAUGAUGCAGCUGUUAUCGGUGUCGCAACAACCGACAAAGCUAUUGGAGCUAUUUACGAGACUUGCAAGGAAGAAGGUUACCUGCUAUUCAUUACUUCAGAUCACGGUAACGCCGAAGAAAUGAAGUUCCCAGACGGCAAGCCAAAGACUUCACACACCACCAACAAGGUCCCGUUCAUCAUGGCCAACGCACCCAAGGGCUGGAGCCUGAAGAAGACCGACGGUGUACUCGGUGAUGUUGCACCUACAAUCCUCGAGGCUAUGGGCCUGACCCAACCCGAAGAAAUGACUGGCCACAGUCUUCUCAUCAAGAGUUAG